UGCCAUGCAUAGACCAACGGUUGCCGCCAAAGAGUGUUAUGGCUUAGUUACGACUUUCAGUUCCGUAGGAGAUUUCUAUUUUUUUAAAGAGUGUGUGUAUGUCUCGUCCUCCACAUUUACCGGUAACGUUAUAAGCCGGUUAAAGCUCCGUGAUGUCCUGCACGCGGCUGCUCAGACUGCGGGUCAACGAGCGACUGGAAGCGGCCGUGGAGGAGAUCUUUGGACUCGUUGAGAAGACGAUAGAGGAGUACGAGGAAGGAGCUGUCCGCUCCAAGAGAGAAAUCCUCCAGCUGAAGGAGCAGAUCGAGCAGCUGACCGUUUUAAAGCCGGAAGUAAUUUUAAACAAAGCAGAUAACCAGCCAGUCUUUGAGGGACUGCCUCCGUCAUUGCAGCAAUAUGGGAUUAUGGUGGAAGAGGUUCCCGUUCUGGACGAAGCAAAGAUCCAGCAGCCCCCACUGGUCAAAGAGGAGCCGGUGGACGUGUGCAUCUCAAAAGGCACGGAGGUUGUCAAUAAUGCUGCAAUCAAGAGAGAAAUGAACCGUCUGAAACAGCUCAUCAAGCCGCUGGCCAUUUUAAAAGCUGCAGAAACACCAUUCAGAGCAGACACAGAGGAGAUUUUUCCUUCACAGCAGCCAGACUGUCUUAACAAUGUGGAGGAAAUCAAGACCCAGAUCAAAGAGGAGCCGGUGGAGAGGUGCAUCAGUCCAGACAUGGAGGCUGAUACUUCCAACGAGGAUGAAGUCGGACAUCCUGAUUCAGAACCAGACACUAACUAUGAGCUGCUCCCGCCUUCCAUCGACGUCGAAUGGAACGCAAUAGAUGGUUCAUUGUCGGCUCGUCAGAGUCGGAGCGCUGCUCUGGAGCAGCCUGGGAGGGACGACAAGUCUUGCCGUUUCUGCGGUAACCAUUUUAGGAAGGACUCUUUUCUUAUCAAACACGUAGCCAUGAGUCACAAAGGACACAGAGCCUUUAAAUGCCUGCAGUGCAACAAGGAGUUUGAACAAAGGUACCGGAUGGUCAUACACACAAGGAUUCACACUGGUGAAAAGCCCUUCAGCUGUGACUACUGUGACAAAACAUUCGCUCAGAACUCAGGUCGUAAUGUCCACAUGAAGCACCAUACUGGAGAGAAACCAAGCGAUCAUUCAAAAUACGGCAAAAUGCAGAACGAGUGCAAAAUCAAACCAGAAAAGAGGAACGUAGACGAGUUUUUAAAGUGCUUUGAAUGCAACAAGGAAUUCAGACACAAGCAGCAGCUCGUUCGGCAUAUGAGAACUCACACGGGCGAAAAAACCUUCAGCUGCGACUUCUGCGGCAAAGCUUUCUCUCAGGACUGUAAUCGAAUCUCUCACAUGAGGCAGCACACGGGAGAGAAGCCGUAUUUCUGUAAGAAUUGCGGGAAAUUCUUUUCCCGAAACAGGCACAUCAACUGUUGCACAGCCACGCCGCAGCUCAGGAACAGGGACGAGGUUCCCAAAAGAGGGAAGGCCUUCAAAUGCUUCGUGUGCAACCAGGCGUUCAAACGAAAGCACCUGCUCAUCCAACACGCCAGAGUUCACACCGGAGAAAAGCCCUUUGCUUGCGACUUCUGCGGCAAAAGAUUCACUCGGAGUGCGACGUGUAUUAUUCACAUGAGGGAGCACGCCGGAGAGAAACCGUAUCCUUGUGAGAAAUGUGGGAACGGGUUCACCAGCGGAAGUAGCCGGGUCCGGCACGCCAAGUGCUGCACAGGGACGCAAGACAACAACAGCACCAACAACCUCGCUGCACAACUUGUCGAACAUUUCACACAGAAACUGCAAGUACAGCAGUUAAAAGAGGAAAAAACGUCAGAAUGAGACCAAAUAUUUGAUCUAAAAUGGGCAAAUCAGUGUCUAGGAAUGACCUGUUUGAACUAAAAUCUUCUCUCUUUUAGCCAAGUAAGAAACUAUAUUCACCAGUUUUUGAGGAAACAAUUAAAAUGUUGGAUUGUGUCAUUUAUGAUUUGACUGCUUCAUCUGGAGUCAUUUCUUUCUUUUCUUUUAUUUAUGGUGGAGAAGCAAAUAAACUUGUUUGGCUUUAACAUCACUGCAGUUACACAUGACAGGUGGUGUCUUCAGAGGUUAGAUGUGAAUUAAAUUUCUUUGAUUAUCAACAUCCUUCAGGUUUAUCUGUUCUGUUCUGACCUGGUAGCUACUUAAGUAUUAUUUGAGUGCUUUUUAAGUUAUAACAAGUUCAAGUGUUCAAAAUGGGGGAAAAAAUGUUCAGUUUGUCCUGAAACGAGCUGUCUUUCCAUUGUUCACAUUUAAAUAUUAAUUGUUUUGUUGUAAAUGAAAAUAAAAAAAUAA
Anarrhichthys ocellatus (wolf-eel) is the source of this 2327-nucleotide messenger RNA. Its product is annotated as oocyte zinc finger protein XlCOF22-like. The transcript has 3 exons. Lineage: Eukaryota; Metazoa; Chordata; Actinopteri; Perciformes; Anarhichadidae. Gene Ontology annotation, biological process: regulation of transcription by RNA polymerase II. The record is from RefSeq and is a predicted model, not a curated record. Gene Ontology annotation, molecular function: RNA polymerase II cis-regulatory region sequence-specific DNA binding; DNA-binding transcription activator activity, RNA polymerase II-specific. Gene Ontology annotation, cellular component: nucleus. Bases 153 to 1838 code for a protein of 561 amino acids.